Molecule: messenger RNA, 2920 nt
Organism: Megachile rotundata (alfalfa leafcutting bee)
Lineage: Eukaryota; Metazoa; Arthropoda; Insecta; Hymenoptera; Megachilidae
Gene: Fbxl4
Product: F box and leucine-rich-repeat gene 4
Biological process (GO): SCF-dependent proteasomal ubiquitin-dependent protein catabolic process
Cellular component (GO): SCF ubiquitin ligase complex
Molecular function (GO): protein binding
Source: RefSeq, a predicted model, not a curated record
AUUUCAAGUUCCAAUUAGUUUAUUUAUUUUUCCUUUUUGUUGUUUGAUUAAAUCGCGGAAUUAAACCAAGCGCCCAAGCGCUUCUUGAGAAUUGAACCUCGCCAACAAAAUCCCUAAAUUCAACAAGAAGAAUCGCAACAGUAUAUAGUAGUUGGUAAGCUUGGUAAAAGACGGUGCGCCCCCAACCUUCUCAAAAAGUCGGAAAAAAACAAUAGAAUAAAACGAGCAUGCGUCGUGUACAGAGGUGUCGAAUAAAAGUCUCCGGAUAAUCGUAAAACAGUCUAAUUUAUUCUCUCCCACUGAGCAAGUACGCCACAGAAAAAUCAAAAUUGCUCCAAUUUAAAAACUAAUUACCUCUUCAUUAAGAGUGCUCCAUUUAGCUUUUCUGCAUUAAUCCUUUUUGUAAAAAAAUUACUGUGCAUGUCUAUCUUUUACGGUUUAAGACUGCACAGGGGAUUUAAUAUCAUGGAAUUGAAGUUUGGAGUGGAUGGUGAGCAAAGUCAUAAUUCUCCAUGCAUAACACGGAGCGUUUCACUAAUAUAUGAAAAAGAAAAAGAACUUAUAACAAUAUAAGAAACAUACAAAAUAAAAAGAUCACUGGAUAUAUUACUCUCAGUGUCAUAAACAUCAUAAACGCAUUGCUGCCAUACACUAAACGUGCAUGAACCAAUCAGUGUCAAAAUACGCAACAAUCGAAAAUUGAUCGAUCAACAAAUAUGUUGUACUGUUGAAUCAUUGUUCAGACUAUAAUAAACAUAAAUAUGGAUAUUGGUGUCCAUCGUAUAAUAGUUUAAGUUAGAUGUACGCCAAUGAAUAAACUUAUGCUUUUUAUCUACCCGUUUGCGAACGCUCACCCAGUCUGUAUAAAUACAUAUUUUAAAAGCUUCUAACCAAACGUUCGUCUGCACCAGUCUGCAUGAGUGAAAAACUGGAAAAGUUGUCACACAUACGUUUGUAGUAUCAGAAGGAAAACGAUACGAAGAUUUACUUUUCUAUAUGAAAUUAAUUGUCCAAUCAUUUAACAUUUCGGUAACUUUUUAACACAUAUGAAAUUAUAAGCUUAUAAAAAUUUAGUGAAUUCGUUAACCUAUUACUACUUGAGGUUAACAUUCUCGAUUUAAAUUGUAAAUGACAUGAUAUCACAUGACGAAAUAAAAGUAGAAGUAGUAUCAAUAAAUGGAGAAAAAAUUGAUGACAAAGAAGAAACCGUAACGUUUGUAGAGCAAUUUGUUAAAGAUGUGUGCGAUUUCAGUUCCCAGUAUGGAAGUAAUAUUAGUAUUUCAUAUACUGCAUACAAUAUUGCUGGAAAUCCCAGUAAAUUUCCUGAUUAUGGAGAUUUUCCGCAAGCUUUUGUUAUGAGAACAUAUGGACAAUGGUGGGACAAAGCACCUUCAAGAUUAAUGGAUUAUAUGCCACAGAAUAAUGUGGAUGUUAUUAGUCAAGAUUACAUAGAUCUAGAAUAUUAUCAAGAAGUAUAUCCAAUUAGAAUAUCAAUAUAUGAAACUUACAAUCCUGGAAGCAUAGUUGGAAUUUGGGCUCAAAAUUCAGGAGGCAAAUGGUUUCAAUUAUGGAGUGGAUUUCCUCAAGUUGUACCACAUAAGCCAAGAAUAUUUUCUCCAUAUUUACAAUCAUGCAAUUUUAAAACAAAAAUGAUAAGACUGGAAUUUAAUCACAAUUUAUUAGACUAUUACACUGAAUUGGAUGCUGUGUUACUUAUUGGAACAUCAGAAUUAAUUGUACCUAACAAUUUACAUAUUCAGAAUUUAAACGAUCUUUCACAAGAAUUGGGUUAUCUUAAACAAAGUAAUGAUGAUAUGUAUAAUCUAACAUCUGAUUAUUUAAAGGCAAAUCAAGAUUUAACGAUCAUUAAAAAAGUGCUUUCUAAGCAUUGUAGACUUUUUAAAAGUAAAGUUAUAGAUAAUAUGUCUAAGGGCAAAUUAAUAUCUAAAAUAGGACAACAUUAUCAAUCUGUUCCUCCAAUAGAAGAAGCAUUUAAUAGUUUGCAGCAAUUUUUACAAGAAGAUUUUCCAAAACUUAUUAAAGACAUUAAUCAUUCAUUGUCACAUACAUUAAAUGAAGAAAGUAAUUCUGCUAAAGAAAGAUUUUUGUUACCUCUAAAUGAUUCAAACAAUCAACCAUGUGGUAGUUUUUCAGCACUUCCAGAUGAAACAGUACUAAAGAUAUUAAACAAUUUAGACUUAAAAUCAUUAUGUCGUUUAUGUAGAGUAAAUAGACAUUUUAAUAAUAUUGCAAGAGAUGCUUUAUUGUAUACAAGUCUUAAUUUGAAACCUUACUGGUAUUGUUUAGAUACAUCUGCAUUAAAUUGUUUAGCACCUAGAUGUCACUAUCUUCAACAGUUAGAUUUUUCUUGGUGUGGAAACUAUAAUUUGAUUAAAUAUCAAGAAUUUAUACAUUUUCUUCACAUGUCUGGAACUCUUUUGACACAUUUAAGAUUAAACUGUUGUCAAUUUGUAAAUGAUGAAGUUAUAUUUGAAAUUUCAAAAGUCUGUAAAAACUUAAAAGAAUUAUGUUUACGCAAUUGCAUGGGUGUAACAAACGAAGGAUUCUCAUAUCUUGAAAACUUGAAAUUCCUUGAACGUUUAGAACUCUAUAGGACAUGUAUUGAAACUUCUACACUAUGUUCUAUUUUAAAGAAAAAUACCCAGAUGAGACAUUUGAAUUUAGCAGGGAUGCAUGAUCGUUUAAACAUAGAUGAAGUUGCAGUUGAAUUAGGAAAUUCUUGCCCAUAUUUGGAAAGUGUAGAUUUUUGGAAAGCACAAACUUUAACUCCACAUGGAGUUAAAGCUCUGUCUCAAUGUACCAAUCUUCGCGAAGUGGAUUUUGGAUGGUGGUAUGUUGUCUGAAAAAAUAUUUGUUUUAUUCUUUCAUACAAAUAGAAGUGAUUUAAUACUUUUUAAUG